Molecule: messenger RNA, 2463 nt
Organism: Cygnus atratus (black swan)
Lineage: Eukaryota; Metazoa; Chordata; Aves; Anseriformes; Anatidae
Product: protocadherin beta-16-like
Exons: 1
Coding region: 1-2463 (820 amino acids)
Biological process (GO): homophilic cell-cell adhesion
Cellular component (GO): plasma membrane
Molecular function (GO): calcium ion binding
Source: RefSeq, a predicted model, not a curated record
AUGGAGCUGAGAAAGAGGGAGGAACCGCUCCCAGGGCGAGCGUUAUUUGUGAUACUGCUCCUCUGCGUGUCGGCGGGGAGAGCAGAAACCGCCCGGUACUCUGUGCCCGAAGAGGCGGCAAGAGGCUCCCUUGUGGCAAAUAUCGCUAAGGAUUUGGGACUGACCGCUGAGGAAUUGUCGACUCGACAGGUCCGACUCGUUCCUGAAGGAGAAAAACAGUAUUUUCAACUGGAUCGGCACACCGGGGAUUUGGUUGUGCGAGAACAGAUGGAUCGGGAGGAGCUGUGCGGGCAGAGCGAGCCAUGCCUGGUACGUUUCGAUGUGUUGUUGGAGGGUCCACUGCAGUCCUUCCGCGCCGAGGUAAGCCUCACAGACAUUAAUGAUCAUGCUCCCGUGUUCUUAAAUAAAGAGAUAAUUUUAAAGAUCUCGGAAACUACAAAGCCGAAAGCUCGUUUUUUACUGGAAAGUGCUCAGGAUCCAGAUGUGGGCAACAACAGUGUUCAGCAUUACAGCAUCAGCUCGAACGGUUAUUUCCAUGUCUACACCCGGCAGCGUAGUGACGGCAGGAGGCACGCCGAGCUUAUGUUGGACAGAGAGCUAGACCGGGAAAAGCAGGCAGAAGUGGCUUUCAGCAUCACGGCUGUGGAUGGUGGGUCUCCACCGCGCUCUGGUACAGCCGUAAUCCGCGUGGUAGUCCUGGAUGCAAAUGACAACAUUCCAGUAUUUACGCAGAGCCUGUAUAAGGUCCGAGUAUUAGAAAAUAGCUCCGAGGAUACCUUGGUGGCAGUGGUGUCUGCUAAAGAUUUAGAUUCAGGAAUGAACGGGGAAAUAGCCUACUCCAUAGUUCAAAAUUCAGAGGAUAAUCGAGAGACCUUUAAAAUAAAUCCAGAGACAGGGCAGAUUAGACUCAAAAAAACACUGGAUUAUGAAGAAACAAAGACUUACGAGAUAGACGUGCAGGCCACGGAUGGAGGAGGCCUGUCUGCGAACUGCAAGGUGGAGGUGGAGGUGCAGGACGUGAACGACAACGCCCCCGAAGUAACAAUCACCUCCCCCACCAGCAGCCUCUCCGAAGCGGCCCCGCCGAACACGGUGGUGGCCCUCUUCAGCGUGCGGGACCGGGACUCAGGGGACAACGGCAGGACGAGUUGCGAGCUGCUGGGCGAGCAGCCCUUCAGCAUUUUGCCGCUGGUGGGUGAAGCGUACGCGCUAGUGACAUUGGAGGCGUUGGACCGGGAGGAGGUGUCGGGGUACAACGUGACGGUGCGGGCCAGUGACGCGGGUACUCCUGCGCUCUCAACAUCGGAGACGCUGUUGGUGCGGCUCUCGGAUGUGAACGAUAAUGCGCCUACCUUCUCCCAGGCCGUUUACAGCAUGGUGCUACGCGAAAACAAGCCCGCUGGGACGAUCCUGGGCCGCCUUAAUGCCACGGACGCCGACACAGGUGAAAACGCCCGUGUGAGCUACAUGUUGGUGCCGACUCCACUGGGGGUCUCCGCUGCGCGGUCCUUCUUGUCGGUGGAGGCCGAGAGCGGCAUAGUGCGGGCUCUGCGUCCAGUGGACUACGAAGAGGUGCACGCCUUCGAGGUGACCGUGCGCGCCGCUGACGGGGGCUCGCCGGCGCUCAGCGCCGAGGCGCUGCUGCGGGUGCUGGUGCGGGACGAGAACGACAACGCGCCCGUCGUGCUGCACCCGCCUCCCGACGGCAGCGCGGCGGCGGGCGAGCUGGUGCCGCGCUGGGCGCAGGCGGGUUACCUGGUGGCCAAGGUGGUAGCAGUGGACGCGGACGCGGGGCAGAACGCGUGGCUGUCCUACGAGCUGGCCAAGGCGACGGAGCCGGGGCUCUUCCGCGUGGGGCUGCACAGCGGCGAGGUGCGCACGGCGCGGGCCGUGACCGAGCGCGACGCGCCCAGGCACAGGCUCGUCGUGCUGGUGCGAGACCGCGGGCAGCCGCCGCGCUCCGCCACCGCCACCCUCGCCAUCGCCCUGGUGGACGGCUUCUCUGAAGCCUUCCUGCAGCUUUCGCAGGCUCCCGCGGGAAUCCCGCAGCAGGAGGAGGGCGACCACGACCUUCUCACCACCUGCCUCAUCGCCUCCCUCUGCUGCGUCUCCUCACUCUUCCUUGUAUUCGUCGCCGCCUUUUCGGGGACCACGCUGUGCAAGGGUCGCCUCUGCCCGGCGCUCCCGAACUCCUCGGCCCGCAGCUCUGCUGACAGCGACUUGACCGCCGAUGCCAGGGACGUGGCCGGCAGGGGAGACCUGUGGCCGGGUUACCACUACGAGAUGUAUUUGACCAGCGGCUCGGGGCAGAGCGACUUCAAGUUCCUGAGGCCCGUCCUGCCGAGUCCGCAGAGUCCACCAGGCUGCGCGGAGGCUGGCAAGGGCGAUAUGCUUGAGUGCAGCCCGCAGCGCGCUGGCCAGAAGGGAGCCGAGCAGGGGACAGCAGCCCCUCCGUCGCUCUAA